Trichophyton verrucosum HKI 0517 is the source of this 1152-nucleotide messenger RNA. RefSeq lists its product as uncharacterized. NCBI's taxonomy places the organism in Eukaryota, Fungi, Ascomycota, Eurotiomycetes, Onygenales, Arthrodermataceae. Gene Ontology annotation, cellular component: nucleus. The coding region runs from base 1 to 1152 and encodes 383 amino acids. The transcript has 3 exons. The record is from RefSeq and is a predicted model, not a curated record.
AUGACUAUGGUUCUGGAGCAUGGGCAUCGCCAGUAUGGCGGUAUGGGGUAUGACAGCGGCGUGUACCAAAACCACGUCCAGUCCAAUCCUCCGCAGUUCAACGAUGCUUGGUCGGCGCAACCGUCUUCUCAUCCUCCUGCCCCUGCAUACCCUUCCUCCAUCCCUCCUGCGAACCCGAUCAAGCGCGAGGAGGUCCAGAGGCCGCUCCCGCCGGCCCUCUCCAUGCCGUACUCCAGCGUGCCCGUCUCAGCUCCCUCGAUGGUCCCAAACGGGAGCUAUCCUGCAGUUACAUAUGGCGGUUCAGAGAUGCUUGUGAUGCCUCAGGAGAUGCCGAGAACAUCGUUGGAGCAGCAGCCGUCCUCGACCACGACCUCGCCCAUACAUCAGUUCCCGACUGCUUCAUACGGGUCGAUAGAGUACGCACACUCUCUGCAGCAGCAGCAGCAACAGCAACAACAACAGCAGCAACAGCAACAGCAGCAGCAAGCUCACCAUCAAGAUCACCAUCAGCCACCACACCAUCCACAUCACCCCGAAAGCAGACCACUGCACCCAGGAUCUCAACCACACACACAAGGCCCGCCAUCAAGCACUUUUGGUGAUGCACUGGAUGCGAGCCGCGGAAUGGUUGCUUUAAGCCAGGACCUCACUCCCAGAGGAAUCUACCCACCACGGGCAUCCAGGGGGUCGGCAGACUCGUACGGGUUCCCGUCAGCCCACUCUUCGGCAUCUUCAAUCUCCUCGGGGAACAACUACCCAUACUACAGUGCAUCGGUAGUGUCAGUCGAUUCGUCCGUGACAGACUACAGCUCGACAACAUCAGAAUCAUACGAUGGACUUGCUUCCCGGACUCUACCAAGACCGUCCGGUCUCAUGGGCGCCAUGCCCCCAGGACCACAGUCGAUGAUGGGCCAGUUCAGCUCCAAGGUGCCAGCAAACACCCAGAAGAAGCACAAGUGCAAGAUCUGCGAUAAGCGAUUCACUCGGCCAUCUUCACUCCAGACGCAUAUGUACAGCCAUACCGGUGAAAAGCCAUAUGCCUGUGAUGUUGAGGGCUGCGGUCGUCAUUUCUCCGUCGUUUCUAACCUGCGACGUCACAAGAAGGUGCAUAAGGGCGAGAAGGACUCUGGCUCCCCUGAAGAGGAGGAGUAG